AUACAUCCAUCAUCUCGACCUCUCCGGAGAAUCUCAACUCCAUCUUCCUCUUCGUAUUCAAUCUCCGAAGUGUUUGGGCUAAACCACGCUGUUGAAUCCUCUUGCCUCACUCUGAAUCCGAGCCCCAACAAAAUGGCCAUCGAAGUGGUUCCCCUCACGGAAGCAGAUAUUCCCGGUGCGAUCGAAGUCAUUCAGCAAGCAUUUGCCGAAGACCCCUAUUUUGAGUGGGUUUUUGAUGCCCCCAACUUCAAUAAACAAAGAAAUCACGACUCUCUCGCCGUCCGCUGCCUGUGGGGCAUCAACAAUGCCCUGUUUUAUGUCGCUAAGGAGACUGAUGCCGGUGUGAAGGAAGAGGCAGUGGAUCCCACUGAUCAAAAUAGUGCGAACACGAGUUCCUCGCGUAUUGUGGGUGUCUCGUGUUGGUUGCCGCCCCAUGCGUCUACCGAGCCGGAAAGCUGGUACAGCUGGUACCAAGGGUGGGUGCUCUCUUUCCGCCAGCUCUUGAACAACUUGGUGCACUGGGGCCGCGGUGGUCUAAUCUCGAAGCGAUACUGGAUCUGGAAGGAACGUCAGGCGGAGGCUCAGGGCGCGAUCUGGGACGACCCCAAAGGAUAUUAUUUCUGCAACAUCGUGGCGGUCAAGCCCGAUGCCCAGGGCGGCGGGAUUGGGAGGAAGUUGUUUGAGAAAGUGACCGAGCAGGCUGAUCGUGAGGGCGUGAAGUCGUAUCUGGAAAGUUCUCGUAACGAACCUAACGUGCAAAUCUAUGAGAAGAUGGGAUUUGAAAUGAAGCGGGUAAUGGAAUGCCGAGAUGGGGAUGAUGCUUGCAUGCUAUACUGUAUGGUCCGCGAGCCACGAACUCUGAAUGAAUAAUGGUUGUGAGUGGACGUAGAUUUCUUUAUGACUGCCAUUUGAAGUCUUUGGGAGCGAAUUGACAUUUUGCUGGAUCAUGUUUCUUUUUUUCCCGAUCGAUGCUUGAUCACGAACUAUGACUAGUCAGGAUAUAGACGCGCUAUGAUAGAUAACACCGGAUGGCCUUCUCCGAGCGGAUCAAAUUAUUCAACAUAAUUUAACGCCUAGUCAGGAAAGGGAGUCGACCGCCAAAUGAUAUAGCAGAUGCAGAAUGAUCCCUGAAGCCGGGCCAGAGUCCCCUCCGAAAGCCGUCGCUUCCAAGCUCCCCGUUUGCAUAACGGCCCCAACAACGUUUCAGAAGGCGUUCCUCGCAAAAAGAAGGAACUGCAGUCAGCCGGUGGCAUAUUCAUGUCCGGUCUAUCACUGACCAGUCACCGUCGAAGUCAGAAAUAUCUAAUUGAAACCCGGGGUAAGGGAUUGGAUCCACCGAGGGGUCCACCGCCAGGACCUGCCAUUUGACCAAAUUUUUGCAGUUUCAAAUUCACUAUCACGCCAAGGACGUCAACAGACCGACGUGCUCCAUAUGAUAUUACAUUAUAAUAACUCUGUUCGUUAUAGGAGGGGAACGGCCGAUCAUCACGAAGGUUUCACCUAACCGGACACAAUCCCUCCCAUGAAUCGCGUGAGUAUGUACGCGAACGAUAGCGCAACUCUAACACGUAAUGGAUUGAUGAUAUGACAAGAUAUGUGUCAAGCACCACGGCGAAAAAUUCUGCUUAGCGCGAACGGGCGACCAACGGUGCCAGUCAACCAGUUCGGCGUCGUCGUUUCACAAGGUCAACAUCCAGCACUAGUCGGGUAAUGCGUGGGCCUUAGCAAUGCGAUGGAUCAAAAAAGCGGCAGACCCGGCGUUUAUGGUAGAUUGUCGCGGAUAAGGUUAAACGGAAGGCACGGAGCUUUUCCAUGCUUUUCGAUGUUUCAGGGGACCUCCUGACAUGCUGAAUUUAGAAGUUUCUGACAUGACAGGUGGAAUCGAAAGGCCUGGCAUUGGUUCUUCUCGUCGCUCCUUUCUACCGGUUGCCUGAGUAGGAAGUCCGCAGUCUGUCAGUGCUUCGGGGCUAUAAUAGUAUAAUAGCAGGGAAAAUGCCUGGGAGAACCUGGCGGCGGGUCUGUUCUCCUAAAAAAUCCUUCUUUUAUUGCCAUAUGGCAUAUACCUAACUUUAUACACGUUCCUUGGAAAUACCCUCAGAACUAAUUUAACAACACCCUCC
This is a messenger RNA of Aspergillus melleus, 2120 nucleotides long. RefSeq lists its product as uncharacterized. Lineage: Eukaryota; Fungi; Ascomycota; Eurotiomycetes; Eurotiales; Aspergillaceae. Gene Ontology annotation, molecular function: acyltransferase activity, transferring groups other than amino-acyl groups. The record is from RefSeq and is a predicted model, not a curated record. Bases 133 to 870 code for a protein of 245 amino acids. The transcript has 3 exons.